AUGACAUGGUCGGCGUCAGAUCUUGGUUUCUUUGGAUACUCCGAGCGAAAGGCUGUGGUGCUCACAUCCCUAGACGGUGAGGAGCCUACAAGCCAAGCCCUUUAUACCAAAGAAGACUGGGAGCGAUGGUUUAGCUCUCAAGACUGGUCCCGUGCUUCUCUUCCGCCCGUGAAGAUGACGCGACGUCAGGUCAUCUCAAGAUGUGUUCGUUCCUCCUUCGCUACUGUCUACCUCAAGAGUCUGACACGUACUAUAGCAUUUUCUGCGCGCAUGUCUUCAAGUCUGCCGGACGAUCUAGCAAUGUCUGCCACUUACAUACCGAGUACCGGGACCACGUUCGCUGUGGUGUAUGGUUGUAACGAUGACCAGAUGAGAAGCAUUGAGUCAAAAGUGCGAAGAGCAGGCAAACAAGCCUUCCACCCACUCAUGAUGCCAGGGAUAUUCGAAGAGCUAGAGAGAGCGAGGUUGGUUGAGAGAGUCGAAGAUCUGUUGGACGAUUUCACACUUCGAUCAGAGAAGCUCGAGACACAUCCCUGGAGUCCAGACGCAGAUACGGACGGCUCAAAGGCGCAACAGCAUUUAUCUCUCUGUGUUAAAAGCCAGAGUUUGAUGGACCAAAUUCGUAUGGCAAAACGACAAUUGACAAAGUUCUCAAAAGAGAUUGACAUCAUAACGACAGAGCUCGAGUCUCUCAGCGGGGUUGAGUACAUUCACAAGAGUGAGCCAAGAGCAACAGAGAUGGCGAAAGUAGGAACAAAGAUGAAGAAUAGGGUGGACGACAUCAUGAUAGAAUACGACGAUAAGAUUGAUGAGUGCCAGAUGAUGAUUUGCAACACAUCAUUGGCAAUGCAAACAGUCUGGAACCACAUUGCAAGGCAAGACUCAAAGACCAACACCAAGAUGUCAAAAGCGAAUGCUGCCAUUGCAGUACAAACAAAGGUCGAGAGCGCUCAGAUGAGGACAAUCGCGCUUCUGACAAUGAUAUAUCUCCCCCUAUCUAGUGUUGCGGCUAUAUUUUCUAUGGAUAUGUUCAACUGGGAGGCAGUUGAAGGUCAGUCUAUGGUAUCGAAACACAUUUGGCUAUUCGCAGUCCUUGCAGUUGGCCUCACACUGCUCACCCUUGCUGCAUGGUUCUUGGGGACACGGCGAGAGAAGGCUAUGGCGGAUAAGUCGGACAACUACUUCAAUUCACCGCAAAGACAUGACACAUUCGAGUAUGUUUAA
Colletotrichum paranaense is the source of this 1224-nucleotide messenger RNA. RefSeq lists its product as uncharacterized. Lineage: Eukaryota; Fungi; Ascomycota; Sordariomycetes; Glomerellales; Glomerellaceae. The record is from RefSeq and is a predicted model, not a curated record. The transcript is spliced from 5 exons. Bases 1 to 1224 code for a protein of 407 amino acids.